This is a messenger RNA of Molossus molossus (Pallas's mastiff bat), 616 nucleotides long. RefSeq names its product histone H2A type 2-B. The record is from RefSeq and is a predicted model, not a curated record. Gene Ontology annotation, cellular component: nucleosome. Gene Ontology annotation, molecular function: protein heterodimerization activity; structural constituent of chromatin; DNA binding. The coding region runs from base 57 to 449 and encodes 130 amino acids. NCBI's taxonomy places the organism in Eukaryota, Metazoa, Chordata, Mammalia, Chiroptera, Molossidae. The transcript has a single exon.
CCUUUCCACAUCCUUCUCAUGGUAAAAUAGGCUCUAACUGCAUUUAAAAAACCGUGAUGUCAGGACGUGGAAAGCAGGGAGGCAAAGCUCGCGCCAAGGCCAAGUCGCGUUCGUCCCGCGCAGGCCUGCAGUUCCCGGUGGGGCGUGUGCACCGGCUGCUGCGCAAAGGCAACUACGCCGAGCGGGUGGGAGCCGGCGCGCCCGUGUACAUGGCGGCCGUGCUGGAGUACCUGACCGCGGAGAUCCUGGAGCUGGCGGGUAACGCCGCCCGAGACAACAAGAAGACGCGCAUCAUCCCUCGCCAUUUGCAACUAGCUGUGAGAAAUGACGAAGAACUCAACAAGUUACUUGGGGGUGUUACCAUUGCCCAGGGCGGCGUCUUGCCAAAUAUCCAGGCUGUCUUGUUGCCCAAGAAAACAGAGGGUCACAAGCCUGGAAAGAACAAAUGAUCAAAUUAAGGCUUGACACCACUAGCCCCACUCACACCCCAACGGCUCUUUUAAGAGCCAACACAGUAUCAAAUGGAGGGCUGACCACAAAAUAGCGCAUUAGCUCUUUCUUUUGAAAGCUUGGGUGGCUCUAAAAAGAGCCUUUGGUCUUUGGUUUACUUUGUCAG